This is a messenger RNA of Dicrocoelium dendriticum, 719 nucleotides long. NCBI's taxonomy places the organism in Eukaryota, Metazoa, Platyhelminthes, Trematoda, Plagiorchiida, Dicrocoeliidae. The record is from the annotation of a GenBank genome assembly.
AAAACCUAAAAGCGUAUUUGCUUUUAUCAUACAUGCCAUGUUCCCUCUCCGGCGUCAAGCCACUUCCCAGACCCUUGCCAACCCCUCUGAGUUCUAUCUUCCAGAAACUCAACCGCCGGAACUGCCCAGGCAACCCUCGAGUGACUCGCCAACCGGCUCAACGCAACCCUGGAGUGACUCGCCAGCCGUCCCACAGCCCCCAUCCUCACCCCAUUCCCCGCCCUCGAUCGCAGACACCCGCGAAGGAUUGGUCCCUAAACGCCGCCUAGGCAUUGCCGACGAGGACGCCGGAUUUCUUCGUGGGACGAGGACGCCCCGCAUUCCUUCGUGGGACGAGCACGCCUGGAUUUCUUCGUGGGACGAGGACCGUGGACUAAAGUGCGGUGGGGGGAGUGACACCUCCCAAGCGCACCGUCGGGUCUGCAGCAAUGGGAAGGUCCUGUCGGCCUUUUUUCUGGACUAGCCAGUUUUUUUGCAGUCCGACCAGCCCGCCCCGACGGCCCACCGAUGAUGCACUCUGGUCCACACGAUCGUCAUAAAUAAAACUAACAAAAGCCUGGACCCAGCGAAAUCUGCUACACCCCACUUUGGAAGCUAUUCUCAAGCCCCUACAAACGUUUGCAUCCACCCUCACCUUCCGUUCCCCCCACUAACAGCUCCAUCGAUGGCUUCCACCCUUCAGCCUUCUGGGGGGAGGCCCUUGUAGUGCAACUGAAAAC